UUCGAGGUACCAUAAUACGACUAGAGUUACGUGCGCGCGUUAGUUUCCGAACUUGCUACCCUCGUGCUCUCAAGAGUCAAAUUCUCUCCCCUUUACAAAAAUGCAUGUAAAAUUUACAUCUUGUACCACCUUCAACCCACCUAUCACUAUUUCGUAAACAACUAAAGUUUUAUUUUUUCACCAUUUUUAAAUUUGAACUUUUUAAACACUUCAAGAUUUUAAAACAAGAAUGGCUCUACAAAAGGCUUACAUGAUCGCAGCAACUUUCUUUUUCGCAUUAAGUAGGAAGAACUCAGACGCAGCUAUCAUCCAAGCUGCAAUGGACAUGGGAGGAGACAACAGUGAGUUCCUGCAGAUGGUCUUCAAACAGAUAGAGAAAUUGGGCAAACCGGAGGAAAAUGAAACAACAUCACUCUCCCAGGGCCACACAGAGUUGGCUGCAGCUCUGCUGAAGGUAGCUCCAGUGGUGACCAUCAAGGGCAGCGUGACAGAUCCUGUACGAGGGCUGACUGUAACGUUCACAGUGCAGGCUUCCCACGGGAUACCAGACAGCGGAGAUGUUGAUGCAGACGAUGACGACAAGGAUGACUGGGAGGGUCGGGACUGGCGGGGCUCUGGGGGGGUGCUGCACCCCAUUGUUGGAGUGGUUGAGCCAUACCUGCUCGGACUGGCGGAGCUCGUGUUCAACGGUAUCCUCAGUAGUGUCAUCGGCAACUUCCUCGAGAGCACCUCCCUAGUCGGUGAUGUACGACUGGUGUAGGUGCCUGAAUCCCCCCGUGCCCCCUCAUCGUGCAACACAACCGGUUGUUCAAGAGCUCUGUCUGGUGGAAUUAAAGCUACUGCAGCGAUAAACUCACAAAUACAACGAUAAAACUAGUUUAAAAACCAAACUAUUUGAUUUACUAACGAAACUGUAGUGUAUUUAAUUUGUUAAUCAAACCUUACGAAUACAAAGAAAAUUAUCUUUCAAAAGUUGUGUUUUUAGGCUUACAAAAUAAGAAUUAAUUUUUUUUUUAUGAAAUAAUUAGUAAUUAUUAAAAAAUAUUGUUAUUACUAUUGUUAUCAUUGAACUUUAAAAUUUGUAGCCUAUUUAAUUUCAUUGUUUACAUCUGAAAAUGAUAUUCAUAAUGGAUCUGAAACGUAAACAAAAUAAAAAGCCUUAUGCUUUUUUUGUGAAAAUAGUUAAAUUGAAAUUAGUGAAAACGCAAUGUUAAUACACUAUUUUAGCUAUUAUUUAUUAAUACUUUUGAAUUUACUGUGGGAUUCUGUUUGUAUUUGGAAAAUAUUUCAAUAAAUAUCUGUAAAAAUUAACAGAGGCUCAUGACAGCUUGACGCUUUAUAAAAACUAUUAAAAAAUAAAAUUAGAGAUUCUCAUAAAAUCCCACAAACCCCCUUUAAAAAUCUCAAAGAGGCUUAUUAGUGGAAAAGUAUAUAUGCUUUGAAAUUAAAAUUAUUUUACAUUAUUUUUUUCCUUGUUUGUUUUAACUAUUUGUGUAAUUAUUUUUCCACUCUAUAUUCAGACUGAAAAUAUACUAUGAAAUGGAUUAACCAAAAUAAAUGUAUUUUAAUUAUUUUGGAUUAAUUUAUUUGAUUUUAACUUCAAACUUUGAUACAUGUUACGAAACAUUAAACAGCCUUUUCCUUUUACUUUAUUGUAAUUGUAGAAUAAUGGUAUUGCUGUAUUUUAAUAAUAACAUGUUUAUGUAAGUUAACACUUUGGCUCCGUAGCGGCACAACGUCUAGUUAAGGACUACUCAUAGAAGUCAGCACGUGUAAGCUCUGGGAGUGAACAUGUUAUUUAUCAAUACUUCUCUGACUGCAGUAUACGAUUUUAUCACUUUGGCUCCGUAGCGGCCACAACGUCUAGUUAAGGACUACUCAUAGAAGUCAGCACGUGUAAGCUCUGGGAGUGAACAUGUUAUUUAUCAAUACUUCUCUGACUGCAGUAUACGAUUUUAUCACUUUGGCUCCGUAGCGGCCACAACGUCUAGUUAAGGACUACUCAUAGAAGUCAGCACGUGUAAGCUCUGGGAGUGAACAUGUUAUUUAUCAAUACUUCUCUGACUGCAGUAUACGAUUUUAUCACUUUGGCUCCGUAGCGGCCACAACGUCUAGUUAAGGACUACUCAUAGAAGUCAGCACGUGUAAGCUCUGGGAGUGAACAUGUUAUUUAUCAAUACUUCUCUGACUGCAGUAUACGAUUUUAUCACUUUGGCUCCGUAGCGGCCACAACGUCUAGUUAAGGACUACUCAUAGAAGUCAGCACGUGUAAGCUCUGGGAGUGAACAUGUUAUUUAUCAAUACUUCUCUGACUGCAGUAUACGAUUUUAUCACUUUGGCUCCGUAGCGGCCACAACGUCUAGUUAAGGACUACUCAGAGAAGUCAGCAAGUGUAAGCUCUGGGAGUGAACAUGUUAUUUAUCAAUACUUCUCUGACUGCAGUAUACGAUUUUAUCACUUUGGCUCCGUAGCGGCCACAACGUCUAGUUAAGGACUACUCAUAGAAGUCAGCAAGUGUACGCUCUGGGAGUGAACAUGUUAAUAAAUAUAUUUGAAGUGA
This is a messenger RNA of Homalodisca vitripennis (glassy-winged sharpshooter), 2560 nucleotides long. RefSeq lists its product as uncharacterized. The record is from RefSeq and is a predicted model, not a curated record. Bases 230 to 760 code for a protein of 176 amino acids. Lineage: Eukaryota; Metazoa; Arthropoda; Insecta; Hemiptera; Cicadellidae. The transcript is spliced from 5 exons.